UAGUAUGUUUGGACUACCGCCAUUUGGCAACACUGGCGCUGCAUUAGCGGCAAAAAAAUUAAUUUUUUGCCAUUUACGUAGGCGUAAAGUUCUGUCGCACAACAAUUUCAAAGCUCGCCCAGCUGGGUUUGCAGAGCGGCGGCGGAAAAAGAGAAAACAAACCAAAAGACACGGCAAAUCAGUCUAGUCAACAAAGCAGACCAAAUGAGCACGCACUUCGAGACUAACGAGCAGCACAAACUAAGCCAAAAAUAAAGCUAAAGAUAAAAGUGAUAGAAGGCAAGAAGAAACAGCAGCACUCACACACUCGCACAUACCCACAUACACUGAGAAAAAUAGCCGGCAGGAUGCGGGUAGUGGCCAUGGUCAGUGGCGGCAAGGACAGCUGCUAUAACAUGAUGCAGUGCGUCGCCGAGGGCCACGAAAUCGUCGCCCUGGCCAAUCUGCAUCCCAAGGACAGAGACGAACUGGACAGCUUUAUGUACCAGACCGUCGGCCACAUGGGCAUCGAGAUUCUGGCCAGCGCCAUGGGAUUGCCGCUCUACCGGCGCGAAACCAAGGGCAAGAGCACCCAGACCGGCAAGCAAUACGUGCCCACCGAUGACGACGAGGUCGAGGAUCUAUAUAGUCUGCUGGAGACAUGCAAGCACGAGCUUCAGGUGGAUGCGGUGGCCGUGGGCGCAAUCCUGUCGGACUAUCAACGUGUGCGGGUGGAGAACGUGUGCAGCCGCCUGAACCUGAUAUCCCUGGCCUACCUUUGGAGGAGAGAUCAGACUGAAUUGCUGCAGGAGAUGAUCGACUGCCAGGUGCACGCCAUCAUCAUUAAGGUGGCUGCCCUGGGCCUCGUGCCGGAUCGUCACCUGGGCAAAUCGCUGCGCGAGAUGCAGCCGCACCUGCUGAAGAUGCGCGACAAGUACGGACUGAAUGUGUGCGGCGAGGGUGGCGAGUACGAGACGUUCACCCUGGACUGCCCGCUCUUCCGGCAGCGGAUCGUGGUCGAGGACAUCCAGACGAUCAUCAGCAGCGCCGAUCCCAUCUGCCCGGUGGGCUACAUCAAUUUUACCAAGCUAACGCUGCAGCCAAAGGAGGCGGCGGGCGCGGCCAGCAGUGGCGGCGGCGAGGUUGUGUUCGUUAAGCGUUCGCUCGACUAUAUUAGCGACCUGAACGAAUCGACGUACAGUGACCUCAGCGAUCCGGACUUCAGCGAAACGGAGCUGGAGCUGAUCGAGAAGGAGACACGGCUGCGCGAAUCGCUUAGCCAGAGCGAGCUGAUCUCGCGCAGCAACUCCUUUGGCCGCCAUCUGGCCGCCACCGCCUCCUCGCCGAUACCCAUUGUCACGAAGAGCGCCAGCGUCGACGAGCCCACAGCGGCGGCGCCUGUGCUGGGCGGAGGACCGGCAACCUGUUCCACCUCAGCCUGUGCGUCCAUGCUGCUGACCACCACCGCCGACGGCCUGAGCAGCCUGGCCAGCUCGCAGAGCCAGGGCGGUGGCUAUGGGCUCGGCAGCAGCACGGCCGCCGUGUGCGGCUCGCUGUCGCUGGCCAUCUCCUCGCUUGGGCUCAGCGCCAAUACCUGCUGUCUUCCGGGCGGAGCUGGAGGAGGAGGAGGAGGAAUAGGAGUAGGCAUGGGAGCACCUUCGGCCACCACACAGCCGCCCAGUCCGCUGAAGUACGAGCGGGAAUUCCGUCCACUGGCCAACGAGGCCAGAGCGGCCAUCAAUGCCAAGGGCUGGAUGUGGCUGGCGGGCAUACAGGGCUCCGGAUCGGAAGACAUGGAGCAGAGCAUGCAGCAGGCCCUGGACACGCUGCGCGAUCUGUGCCAGGCCAAGGGCUACGACCUGCAGGAUCUAUGCUACGUCACGCUCUACGUACGCUCGAUUGGCGAGUAUCCUGCGCUGAAUCGGAUAUAUCACCGGGCCUUCGACUUCCACAAUCCGCCGACGCGCGUCUGCGUCGAGUGUCCGCUGCCCGACGGUUGCCAUGUGGUGAUGGAGGCCAUUGCCUACCGCCAGCCGGUGGCUGGGUCGAUAUCCAGUGCCGAGGAGCGGGAUCGCGAGGGCGAGGAGACGGCGGCGGCGCUGCUCAACGGGCGCCGGAACACGAUGCAUGUGCAGGGCAUUUCGCACUGGGCGCCGGCCAACAUUGGUCCAUAUAGCCAGUCAACCAGGAUUGGCGACAUUACGUAUAUCUCCGGCCAGAUCGCCCUGGUACCCGGCAGCAUGACAAUCAUCGAGGGCGGCAUCCGUCCGCAGUGCAAGUUGACGUUGCGGCACAUCAGUCGCAUUGCCAAGGCGAUGAACGCCCACGGCCAGCUGCGAGAUGUGGUGCACGGCAUCUGCUUUGUGACCCAUCCGGCCUUCAUCGGCGAGGCGCGUCGCCAGUGGGAGCGUCGCACCACCAACGCCAUCAUGGACUACAUAGUGCUGCCGGCGCUGCCCCGAGAGGCACUCGUGGAAUGGCAGGUGUGGGCGCACACCCACAACGAUCGGUUCGAUUAUGAGGAGACUGGCUGUUCGGUGGGUGACUACACGAUCUCCAUACGACGUCGCUGGAAUUACGAGAAUAACUGUGCGGCUAUCGUCUGCUACGUGUCUACUGGCCUGGCCUCGUCCACCACUCAAUUGACCCAGCUAAGCGACGACAUCCUGGGCAACCACUGCCGUCUGGCGCAAUCGGUUAGCGCCGAGCACCUGGACGAGAUCCUUACGUAUGUGGUAAACCGUCUGCUAAAGGACUAUCCGCUGGCCAAGAAGCAUGCGCAGCAGCCGGCAAAUUCGGGAACGCCACCUGCCACACCUACGCAACCGGGCGGCGCUGGCGGAGAUCAGCACCAGUCUCUGCCGGCGAUCCACCUGAAACUGUUCUACCAGGUGAAUGCCGCACCGGCAACGGAUCUGUUGCUCCAGGCGCUACAUGACUUCCGGCUCAAGUGCCAGGAUACGGCCGCCAUCGUCUACACAGUGCUGCCCGCCUGCAGUCUGCACAACUUCAGUACGUUCCUGUCCAUUUGCGGGGUGAGGCAUGAGUAGGAGCAGGGAGUUGAAGAAUGAUGGGGAGGAGAACGAUGAAACAAUUUGCUGCCACCGCACCAAGCAGAACACAGAAUAUAUAUAUAUACACCACUAUAUAUACACAGAUAUAUGGAAAAUGGUUGGGUCUCUAUUUGGUUUGACACAAAAUAGCAUUGGAAGAAAGUAAUCUUUGGAUAAUUCCAAGCCAGUUGGCCUUUAAAACUGUGGGUCUAGGGUCAGCCAAUAUAAUAAAUCCCCAGUCCUUUUCUGACUUCUAAAGUUAUUAAGCAUAAAAGAGCUAUACUUUGUCAUUGUAAAUGGAAAAAGUAAAAUUGAAAAAUAAUUACAAGCUAAUUGUUUUUUAAGCUUCAGCUCUUGUGAAUUUAAAUGAUAGCAAUUAAUGGAAGGCCAAAUAAAUGCCAACAUUAUCCUUAGAUUACUUUGUAGUCCCACAAGUAUAAGUUUGCAAAAUAAUUUACAUCAACCCAACUAAAUGUAAAAGCAGCUUGCCCUUUGUUGAUAUUGUUAACUAGCAGACGAUCCUAAGAUCUGUAAGAAACCAUAGAGCCUGCAUGCUGUAUCCAUAGAUUAGCUCACUUCGUGUCGCAGUUUCGGACCAAACUCUCACAUUUAAAAAAAACUUCCCCAAAACGGAUCUAUGCAACUCAAGUGUUUCAGCAACUAGCGAAGGAAAACCAAGCAUACAAAUUCAAUUUAAAGCAACUUUAUAUAUUAUAUACGAAAGCAAACCAUUUUUGUGCACUCUAUUGCCCAAAAAAACAAAACAACAAACACUGUAACUAUACUCUUAUACAACUAUUAACUAUUAAUCGUUUUUCGAUGUGCUUUUCUUUACGCUCCAAUUUUUAUAUAUAUAUAUAUGUACAUCUCAGCGAUUUUUGUUCAUUUUCUAAUAGCCACAAACUUUUGACCAACAAAAAAAACACUAAAAAAACGACAGCACUGUAAAGCAAAUGGGUUUUAUAUGUCGUAAAGCUUUAAAUAUUAUGGAAGCAAAUGAUGUGGCCCAUUCUUCGACCACGUCACAUCAUUUUCAUUAACGAUAAUCCGAAUGUAGCAAAUUCGCCAUAGGGAACUUAGUUUUUAUCUUUUUUUAUAUAGAUAUCGAAAUUACCGAAUAGAGAUUAUUGAAUGUGUUGCUUAAAGUACAACUUGUCCAUAGUUUUUCCUGCACAAUCUGCGACAGCAAAUAAAAAAACAAAAAAAAAACAUUAAAACUAUUUUGGUUAAAUUCCAAACCAAAAUGUGGUCAAUAUAUAAUUUGUAAUGUAAAGUACGAUACAAUAUCGAUGGGGACGCUGAACGGGAGAAUGAUAAAAACAAGAUUAUUACAUGCUACUAUGUAUUGUUAUGAAAAUAUAUUGAUAUUGAUUGUCAUUACAAAAGUCGAAAAAAAAAUGAAAGAAA
This is a messenger RNA of Drosophila rhopaloa, 4439 nucleotides long. RefSeq lists its product as uncharacterized. NCBI's taxonomy places the organism in Eukaryota, Metazoa, Arthropoda, Insecta, Diptera, Drosophilidae. Gene Ontology annotation, biological process: protein histidyl modification to diphthamide. Bases 348 to 3029 code for a protein of 893 amino acids. The record is from RefSeq and is a predicted model, not a curated record. The transcript has 8 exons. Gene Ontology annotation, molecular function: diphthine-ammonia ligase activity.